ACACAUGAAAGAUCAGCUCUUUGAGCUUCUUCUUCUACCCUCAGACACACACACACACACACACACCAGCCUCCUGUCUCUGCACCGAGGACACCCCGGGGUGUGUGUGAGAGAGACAGGGUCUGCCUCACUUUCUGUGCUGGAGCUUUAAUCCCCUUUUCCUCCUCCUCAGAGGAACUUCACUUCACUUCUCCUCCUCGUCUCACUGAGAAGAAAACAUGACGGACGCAUCGACCAACAUGCGGCUGAAGCUGCCGGUGACCUGCUUCAUCCUGGAGAUCAUCCUCAUCAUCCUCUUCGGUGCUUUAGUCGAGUACGACCAUGAGACGGACGCAAAGCUGUGGCAUAACCAGACCCACUCCGACUACGACAACGACUUCUACUACCGAUACCCAAGUGAGUUCUCGGUCUGCCUGUGAGUGUGUGGAGGUCCAGGGUCAGAGGUUAAAGUGAAGUUCAAGGGUCAGGGUCUGCAGAUCUGUAACAGUGUCUGUUUUUGUGGUUUCUGUGAAGUGUUGUUAGUAUAAAAACACUAAAGAUUACAUUUAGAUAAUGACAAUACCUGCUCUCAUUGAUAUUAAAUUCAGAUCGUUAGUGACAGAAACACUGACCACAACCCCCAGAAUGCCGUUCUCUUUAGGACCUGCAGAGGAGGUAAUAAAAUGUAAAUAGUGGGUCGUAAUCAAGCUGGUACGAGUUAAAAUUAAACUUCUAAAGUCAAAAAUUUUAAUGAAGCAGAAUCAGAAAAAGCUCCAGAUUCCUCUGAGUCUGAAUAAGUGAUCGAGUUAAAGCAGAGGAACCAGGAGGCAGUAAGAGAGCACAUCAUGAAACCGUCAGAUUCAACCGGUGGCUUUUAAAGGGAACUUUGAACUUUAUGCAUGAGCACAAACAGGUACAGCUGUUGAUUUAUAUGCAGUUUGGUCCCUUUAAGUAAACGAGACUGAGUAUCUGUGGAUUAUAGUCAACACACCUCUUCUUACACACUCCCUCACUGGUUACAGUUUUUGCAGGCAGCUUCAUCUCAUUCAAAUUUGCAGAGUUUGGACUUCUGCUGUCGUGGGAAAUGUUGGACUGUCUGUGCAGCAGCAGCAGCAGCAGCAGCUCUCUGUUUUCACUAAUUGGUCUUCGUUUCAUGGAAAUGUCUUCCAGUCCGCUGCUGUCCCACAGAGACAGAUCCAUUGAUUGUUCAUUUCUGGUUUAUGGGGACUGAUUGUUUCGAGGAAAAGCUGAAGUCCAACCUCCGGCUGGAAAACGCUCAUUAAUGCUUUCACAGAAACAAAUGGGAAACAAAAGCACGGAGGCACUGAAUCAUUUUGUUGCACACUCUCCAAAGUAUUUUCAAGAGUUUAUUCAGUUGUAGUGUGAAAUGAAUCCGUAUCCUGCAGAUAAUGAGCUGAAAGUGUGAACUCUGAACAUUCACGGUCUGCAAACAAUCAGAGUUUUAGAUUUGAGGGUUGACCCGUCAGAUUCACCAACACCAUGUUCAGCCGCCAGUCUUUGGUACUUAUGAAGUGGUUACAGUUUUACCCUCUUGUUAUUCCACUCCUGAACAGCUGGUGGCAGUAUUGCUAAUAAUUGUUGAUUUGCGAAAAAAUUAAUUACAAGUAAUAGAAAACCGAGAAAACAGAUCUGCUUCUGUUGAAGUUUGGAGUCAGCAGCAGCCUGUCGAAACAUGUUGAAAAAUUAAACCAACAUAAACUGCAGUUCCUUGAGUGUCCACUAGAGGCGGUAUACACAAGGUUGAUAAAUCCCAGUUCAAGCCCAAACAUGUUCAUAACUGGAUAAAAAAACAAUAGUUUGGUUUUCCAGUUUGUCACUAAUAGUAAAUGUGUGUUUCAGUAGGAUUGAAGUGAGUUUUAGACGCUGCAGAUUUGAUAAUAACUCAGUAAAAGCAGACGCAGUGACGUGUCUGUGCUUCUGUUGUUAGCUUAUCAUUUCUAAACUGUGGUUUUUAAACGCAGGUGAGUUACAUAAAGUCAUAAAGAUAUUAAUUUACUCAGUAUUGAGACAAAGUGUGUAAUUUAAGAAGAGACUGAACAUCUUUGUAAUCAAACUUAUUUUUAAACACGAGAUAAAGGUAGAAGCGAAUACCCUCCCUGACCCCGCCCCCUUUUUUCAGUUAUUAUUACUGCAUAAAUUUUCAAAAAACCUUUUAAGUUAAAACAGAAACUAAACGGAGCGAUUCGUCACCUCAGGGUUCCACCUUAAAAAAAUCCAACACAUGACAGAUGGCUGGUGGGCGCGUCCCGACAAGUCAGAAGCCGUCGACCAGGUUUACCUGUGUUUGAGUCUCUCUCAGGUGCUGAUCUGUGAGAGAGAGAGAGAGAGCCGAGAACGAUGGGAAUGUAGAAACCUUCGACAUGUCACCCCCUCCCCUCUGCAGGUGCUUAACUGUCGCCGUGCCUCCACUCUCUCCCUGUCACUCACUCCAGUUCACCUGAAGGUUUCACAGUUAGCUCCAGGCUGAACUCACCUGCAGGCUCCUGCACACUGACACGAAGAGCAGAGGAGAACUGAGACACAUUUUUACAGACUGAAGAAGAAAUCUGAAUCCUCUGCAGACAGACUUUGUCAUCACGCCUGCUGCCGGAGUUCCCUGGAGCAAACGCUCACAUACUCCAGGAGUUUGUGGUCAGUAGUAUCAAAGCUGGCGUUUGAACUCUGCAUGACCUCCGAAACAGCCGUUUGAGAACAACCUGCAAACACACUUUAGAAAACGAUCCCCUCGUUUCUGUUCUGUAAACAGGGUUAAAUAUUUGUGUUUGUUCAGUACAAACACAGUAGUGACAUAAACAGCUGCUGCUGUGACCUACAAACUGUCGGUUCAGAGACUUUCGACCCGUCAGGAAACUUUUUGGGUCAUUUUCAGGUUUUCAGUUUGUAUGUCAGUCCUAACACCGUAUCUGAACAGCUGUUUGAUGGAUCAUUGUGGACGGACAGUCCGUCACAUCUCCUGACUUCUCUAUUUUUCCAGGUCAUCAUUAAGAUCUAAUUUAGUCUGUCGGUUUAUUUUGGUCUUGCAGAGUUUAUGGUUGGUGUGGCAGCGUGAUAAACCUGCACCUUGAGGAUGAGCAAAAACACCUGAACCUCCUUGAUCAGUCGGUCUUCCUGUCGGUGUGAAGAGCAGUAGCCUACAGUAUAUCUACAGUUUAUAUAUAAUUUUUAAAACUUCAUAAAAAAUAUAAAAAAAUCGGCCGAUUAAUCGGUUAUCGGAUCCCCCCCAAUAAUCGGUAUCAGCCCCAAAAAUCCAUAUCGGUCGGGCCCUACUAAAUACAGAGAGAGGUGUGGCCUGUAGUCAUGGUGAUAAAAGAUGGAAAUACAAAGAACUACACAUCUGCAUGAACAGAGAACAUUGCUGACUACAAAGUAAGACUUCAUACAAGAACAGACUUUUCAGCUUUAUGAUCUGUUUCCAUUCAGUUUCAGGUUUCGUCUCUUAACCAAUCAGAACUGUCGGUCCGGCUCUGUUUAAAGACACAGAAACUCUCUGACUGAGGUUAGGAAAAUAAAAGCGGAGAGUAAAGGUCCAUUAGAUUUAAUAAUCCUGAUAAUCUUUAACUCGACACCUUCACUGUCAUGGGAGCUGAAGACGAAGUUCACCUUCAUGUCUGAGCGCUGAGUAAACACGACCUUCACCCACUACAGUGACUGCACGCCUGGAAGAGCCUGCACGGUAAACAGACCCCCCAUCCACGGGUCAACUACAGGACAGAGUCCUCAGACCUGAGCCUCCUGUUUUCCCUGUAACCAGGAUCGUGUCGUGUGUUGGUAGUCCAGUAGUGUCUUUGUUAUCUUCUCUAUGAGGUCCUGGGAGAUAAGGGUCAUUUGUCAGCUGAUAACACGCCUCUCAAGUCUGCCGCUCGAGCAAAGAUCACCUGGAGGUGAAGGAGGCCGUGGAGUGAUGAAUGAGGCAGACGUGCAGAAGUGUCUGAAGAGUCGCUGGUUCGACUGCUGGAGGUUUUUCAAAAACAGCAGCAGGAACCAGGACAGCAGAUCAGCUGACGGACAGUUUUUAAAACGUUUUUUCAGGAUGAUGGAAAAAUGACUCUGAGCUGAUUUAAUGAAAGUCAGGAAGAGGUGUAGAAGUAUGCAAAUAAAAACCCACAGAAGGUCACACAUCCUGGUAUUUUCACUGCACUCAUAGCUUUGCAGACAUGUGCAGAUGGAUGCAGAGGCAGAAAAUCACCAAAACAAAUCCGGCGAGUUCUCCAGAAGAACUCAUGCUGGUACUGAACGACUAAAGUGGAUCCUGUUCAUGACUGUCGUCGAGAAAACGGAAAAACUGAAGACCAGAUUUCUAUGAAGUUUGGAGGACGGUUGCUGGAUUAGCAGAAGAAGAGUUAACUAAAAGUGUGAUCUGAUCCGGGUUCUGACGCGUGACGAACGCGUGCUGCUAUAUGAGUGUCAGGACUGGGAUAACCAUCUACGGACCUGGACUAAAGAAAACCGAUCCCAGUUUAGUCUUAGACCUUGAUUUUACACAGAAACAGGUAAUACUAGUCGAUCCUUCCAUGAGUCAGUGAAGUCCUGGUGUGACAGUCAGCCCGGCUCAGAGUAUCUAAAAUAAACCUUCCUGCUUCCUGACUGACUCCAAACUUCUGGAGACUCUUGACCCUGUUUUAAUGAUGAAGAUAAGCUUCGUCGUUUAGACUCGUGUUCAGCUGACGAGGAUUAAACAUCCCGGCCUCUCCAUGAUCAUCCAUGUUAUAUAAAGUCUUUUUAAAUCCCGGGCCCAGAAUCAAACAGAGAAUAUGUAAAAGCAGAUAUUAUUCCACCCUCCAGAUCGUCUCUCUGCUUUGAUUGUGUGAGUCCUCCUUGGAUGUCGGCGCAUGUAUCUGGGCCAAAAUGCCAACAGGGACACUGGCGACACCUCCGCUGGGCCAUGCCAAUCGACCGUCUCCAUGGAGACAGCAGCCGCGGCACAGUGCAAUAUUGUGUGAGGCAGUUAGGGACAAACGAGGACAGUUAGAAAGCAGCGCUCACAAAGUGUGUGAACCAGGACAGUGAGGCUGAAGGAGCCUCUGAGCUGCAGGUUGACAGAGUUCAUUAUCCUCUCAUUCAGAGAAAGUCCGACUGCUUUGACAGCAUGAAUGAUGCUUUUAAAGAGAUGUUUACAGCCUUAAUAACACCGACGAAAACUGGACCAAAGCUGAUGUAACAGCUCAGCGGCCUCUUCACAGAGAAAAGCUGUUUUCAGGCUUCACGGCUCUCAGCUGAAACUUUGUGCUGAAGUGAAAACGCUGAGUUUGAUCUGACGGACGGGGAUCUGAGCUGAAACAGCAGCUGAUGAAACAGUUACUGAAGUGCAGUUUGUCAUUUAACUACUGAAACUAAAAUAAACUGAUAGAUUUUAAGUCUUUUUAAGAAAAGCAGCAGAUCUUCAGACAUAAAACUGCUGCUUUCAUUCAGUUCAUAUAAUCUUAAAAGAGACAAUUUUGAAGAACUCACUUUGGUUGACUUCAGUGGAAACUUCUCACACAAUUCUUACAUUUAUUAAAUGCUAAAAUAGUUCAAGUGUUUAAUUUUAGUUGUUUUUUUUUAGCUUUUUAACUUUAUGAGAAAAACAAAUAAGAUGGUGGAUAGAGAAGAAACUGAGGAGAGAGAGUGGGGGAGUGCAGGAAAGAGAUCAGCAGGACCCCAAGAGGUGCAGAUCUGAGGGCCACUGAUAAACUUGAUACCAUCUUCUUCCUGAAAAAAGUGCCAUCUAGAUUUCAAAAAGAAAAUAAACAUUUUUUAAAUAAAAGAUAUUAAAAAAGUAUUAUCUUAGAAGUCCAAGUUCACAUUAGUGGGCCGAGAACUGAGCUCUGUGGAACUCCAGAUUGAAUUAUUUACAGUAAGAUCCUUUUUAAAGCAGAAUUUAGACAUUUUUCUUCUUCAUGCUUUGAAAAACUGAAGCUGAAUAAAGAAAAUUACAGAUUUUUAUUUUAGAUGACCUGAACUAAUAAAUGGACCUUUCAGACAAAUGUUGAUUCUGAUGAAUGUAUCUCUGCUGCCCCAGAGUGGUCUGAAACUAUAGACUGAACUAUAGAAUAUUAAAUACUGUAUAUAUAAUAUAUACUGUAUAUUCAAAUUCAAACAUAUAUAUAUAUAUACAGUCUCUGCCUGAAUCCAAGACUUAAGGAAACUUUGUUGAUAAUUUAAUCCCAUCAGACAGAAAGUGUAUUUGAUGUUUUUGAGUCCUCAGGUGUCUUACAGUUCUAAGUGCUGACGUUAGGUGAGCUUGACUACGGUGUGAAGUAGGGGUCAAAAAGCUGUUGAUGAAAAACCACAGAUCCAUCUGAACUGAAGAAUUUCAGCUGAAAUCCUCAUAAUUAAGACUAACUCUUGAUAGUUUUCCUGUCAUAUAAACUCAGAGCGCUCGCUGACGCCUCGGGAGUUUUUGUCGAAUCCAUUUGUCAGCGUCUGUUUUUCUUUUUUCUCUGUUUGGACCCUCCGGUCUCACCUGUCAAUAUUUCUUCAUACAGUCGUAAUCCCUCAGGGCUCCUGAUCUCCUGAUUCUCAGCUGCAGUUUUUUUCCACCUCACAGGUUUCCAGGAUGUUCACGUCAUGAUCUUCAUCGGUUUCGGCUUCCUCAUGACGUUCCUGCAGCGGUACGGCUUCGGCAGCGUGGGCUUCAAUUUCCUGAUCGCAGCCUUCGCCCUGCAGUGGGCGACGCUGAUGCAGGGAUUCUUUCACGGGAUGCACCACGGCAAGAUCCACAUCGGGGUGGAGAGGUACGAAACACGCUCAACAUGCAAAGUCUGAUUUGGAGCUGUGGUUGUAAACACCCCGAGGUCUGUUUGAAGGUCCACACAGACACGCUAACAUGAACAAAUGUUUUCCCUCCUAGAAGCUUCGAAAGCUUUUCCCGUUUCAUUGUUAGAAUAGAUUUAUAUCCUGUUUUAUUCACAUGAUCUCCAUCCUCCUCAGUAUGAUCAACGCCGACUUCUGCACCGGCUCUGUGCUCAUCUCGUUCGGAGCCGUUCUGGGUAAAACCAGCCCGGUCCAGCUGCUGAUCAUGGCCAUGUUUGAGGUCACGCUGUUCGCUGUCAAUGAGUACAUCCUGCUGACUCUUCUGGGGGUGAGAUAGGAAUCUACAAACACACUCCAGUUUGAUUUAAAGUCGAUGUUUGUCUGAAGUAGUUUGGAUGAAACUUGGUGACACAGGUGAAGGACGCCGGCGGCUCCAUGACCAUCCACACUUUUGGAGCUUACUUUGGUCUCAUGGUGACCCGAGUCCUGUACCGACCCAACCUGGACAAGAGCAAAAACAGGAACUGUUCCGUCUAUCACUCUGACAUGUUCGCCAUGAUCGGUAAAGAGAUCAGCUGAUUUAUUGAUUAUUAUUAAGAUGUUUCCUUCUGUCGUAGCUGAACGCCGUUCUCACUGUGUCCUGUCUCAGGUACCAUCUACCUGUGGAUGUUCUGGCCCAGCUUUAACUCCGCCAUCACGGCUCACGGAGACGACCAGCACCGCACGGCCAUGAACACCUACUACUCUCUGGCCGCCUGCACUCUGGCCACCUACGGGAUGUCCGCUCUCACAGCGCACGACGGCAAACUGGACAUGGUGAGGACACUGAGGUCUUAGAAAGGAGCUGAUUUAUGAAAAUGAAACUGGGUAACAGGCUCCUGGUGGGCCAGUCUGACCCCCGACCUCCACCUUCAUCCUGAUCGUCUCCUAAAAGGUCGUAUCCUCCGAUCGUAGCUGAUCGUAACCAUUCAAGUUAACGUGUCGAUUUACACCGACUUCUUUCCGUUCCUCUGAGGAUCGUAAGAGAAGAAACUGAGAAGAGAGUAGGGAAGUGCAGGAUAGAGGCCUUCAGCUGAUACUGGGCGACCCGUUCAAGGUAUGAUGUGUGCCUACACCGCCAGGUCAGCAGAGCCCUGAGGUCCACAUCCCUGCUGAGCACAGGUUAACCGGUGCUGGAGAGGAAGUCGGGCACAGACAGAAGGGAAGUUUUGAGCGCACUGGAGGGUAUCCGCCUCCUGGACCAUGUCUGAUUUCAAAGAAGAUAACCGAAGGCUGCACCUCCCAUACGACCUCAGCAGUUAUGUCGCUUCAAUCUGAUUGGUUGUUGGUCUGUGACAUUGGCAUGCCCAGAUCAGGUCCACACCAAUGAUCAGUUUGACGAGUUUUACUGGGUUACAGCUUCAUCAGGCCACCAGUGAAACAAAGACUGGUCUGAGACAGUUCAGGUAUAUUUAGCCGAACAUCCUGCUGGCCUUCAGUUGACCUGAAGGAGAGUCCAUGUAGGGGGAGAACAAAGGAGAACAUUUGUUAAAGAGCAAAACAUGGAGAGCUCACAGAGGGGGAGACCACAGCACCACAUAUUUUAGGAACCAGAGUGAUGUUAAAAAUGUGUCCAAGGUCCGUGUUGAGGAUGGUUGUCGGAGGCCCCGGCUCAUGGUAUCUGAGUUACAGAGCUCCACCGCCCUGAAGGCUGACGUGAUUGGCUAAAGAGAACCCUCCUAACACCCCCCCCCCAUAAAACCAGCUGUCCCCUUUGAACAACCGUCCUUUUCAGCUCAUCAUCGCUAACAUCUGAACUCGUGACAAAGUUACUCGACAGAGCGACGCACACGCCACCUGAAGAUAAACCUCAUCAUGUCGUGUUCAGCUGUCAGCGGCGAGUCUCCGUCACAUCGAGCGGAGACAUUCCUGAGCUGAUAGAGAUCAGAGAGAAUCACAUGAUCACGAGGAAGAGGAGGACGGAGCGUGAAGAUGGUGAAGAUAAUCAGUGGAUGGAGUCAGUUUGUCUCCUGAGUGUUUUAUCAGUCUGCUGUCAGUCAAAGCAAAGCCUCACCUAAAUUAUUGUUUUUAUACAUUUACACAUUUUUAUAUUCAGUUGAAGCUUUAAAAUCUAAAGACUUAAAACGAUGUUUAAAUGUCCUUCACUGAAAUACAAAAGUAGUCAGCGGCUUAAAUAGUUGAUUUUUGCAGAAAUCCUGAUAAAGACGAGAUGAAGGACCGUAAAGGUUCAGGUUUUGGGGGGGCUGAACCCAUUUAAAGGGGGGCUCGGGCACCCCUGUCCACCCCUGUGGACACGCUCCUGUCCUGACCGUACCAAAGAUUAACAUGAACAUGAACAUACAAGGUUUAGUGUGACGAAAAUAUCACAUGGAAAAAAAACAUCAUGUUGUGCUUAUUUAUCAAUUAAUGUAUGGAUUUAUUUUUGUGCUGUAAAAAAAGUUAAAAUCUGCAACUUAAGCUCUUUUAAGCUCUUUUAAGCUCUUUUAAGGCUAACACUGAUAUUAUCCCACAUGCCUGUUAUUGGACGGGAUUAUUGUUGUAAUUUGUUGUUUUUACACAAUAUUUUUUAUUACAUAUUAUUGUUAUUGCUCACUAAAGACACUGUGAGUUUUGUUCACUGUUAAUCUUGCUGAUUAUUAAAGCACCAUGUUAUUUUUGUAUAUUAAUAUGAAUGUAAAUGAUCAGUGCUGCACAUUAACAUUUUUACACACUGUUAUUACUGCACCAUAUUCUUGCAUAUAGUUAUUAUUGCACAUUUUAGAGAAGGUUAGGUUUGCUCUGUAUGUGUGUAUAUAUAUAUAUAUAUAUAUAUAUGUAUAUAUAUAAUGGUCCUGUUUAAAACUGUGAAUCUGAGGAUUCAAGUUUCGAUGAUUCUGGUUUUGAUCUUUUGCAGUUCAUCACAAAUUCUCCAUCCCUCUUUUCCUCGUCGUCAGGUUCACAUCCAGAACGCCGCUCUGGCCGGUGGAGUCGCAGCAGGAACAGCUGGUGAAAUGAUGCUGACUCCUUUUGGCUCCAUGAUCGUGGGUUUCCUGGCGGGCGUCAUCUCUGUCCUGGGGUUCAAAUAUCUCUCUGUAAGCACGACGGAGUCGAUCAGAGAAUUUAAACUUCAGAUCAAUAAAACGAUCCUGCAGAAUACUGUGAUACUGAGAACAACAACCAUAUCUGUGAGAGUUCAUGUAGGUAUAAUUCUUCUUUCAGCCUCAUCUGGAAAGCAAACUAAAGAUCCAGGACACCUGUGGGGUUCACAACCUGCACGGCAUGCCUGGUGUCCUCGGUGCGAUUGUGGGAGCCGUGACUGCUUCUGUGGCGACCAUGGAUGUUUAUGGAGAAGGGUAAAAAUCUAUAUUCAUAUUCAGCAGACAUCGACAGUUUCUUCUUCAUUUCAUCAGAGAAAGUCACAGAUUUGAUUCUGAUCCAGAUUCACAAGUUUGAGUCUCUGAGUGGUGAGAGAAUUGGACAAGACUAAACCUGAGUGUUCUCUGCGGUUCGUCCUGAAUAUCCACAUUUUUCAGUUUGUAAAAGAUCGUCUCUGUGAGGGUUCGACUGUUCGGUCAGAGAUAAAAUCACUCUGACUGAGCAGAGACAGAGUUUCUUAAGCUGCUCCCUCAGAGCAAAGUCAGCAAACAAGGGUCUGCAAAGGUCCUCUAUAUCUGCAGUUUUCAUCUAAUGUCCAGUCUGUUUGCCCAGAAAGACGAUCACGGCUCACUGACCGUCCCUCUCUGUGUUUCAGGAUGAACGACGUCUUCCCUGAGAUCGUCAAAGGUCGCUCAGCUUCCACUCAGGGCGGCUACCAGGCUCUCGGCCUCGCCAUCACCCUCGGUAUCGCUCUGCUCGGAGGGGCCAUCGUCGGUAAGUGCAUCCAUUUACCAACUAUCACCUGACACCACCCAUCCCUCUGAGGUGAAACAUGUAAAUAUGUAAAUCCACUCUUCGAUUACCAGGAUUUGAAUGUGUGAAAUAAAUCCUUCUCCCAGAUCAGCAUCCGUCUCUGUCCUCUGUCCCUGUAAAACACACACAGAUUUAUUGAGUUUGUGUUCAUUUCAAAAGUCUGUUUCCAGAGUAAAUCAGGUGUUUUUGUCACAUCAGGUGUGAUUCUGAAGACGCCCAUCUUCGGUGCUCCUCCUGACACCAUCUGCUUCGAGGACAACAUCUACUGGGAGGUGAGUCUGACAGGAAGAGAGGUGGAUUCUGAUUUUACAGAGCAGAGAGAUCUCACACUGACUCCGUACGGCUCACCUCAACGACUGAAAACUCACCAUCAAUAAUCACCAAACAGAUUUUCAUUAAUGUGGCAUUAAAUCUUUUCACCACCAGGUGGCGCUCCUGCAGCAUUUAUAGUCAGGCUGGUCUCUCCUCUGGGAGGUGAAACAGUGCUGCUGUUUGAACACUAGGUGGCGCUAAUCCUCCACCAUGAGGUGUUUUUUUUAAUCAGGUGUACAAACGCCAUGAUGUCAGACUUUUUCACUUUAGGCUGACGUCAUUUCUGUUUACCCACAAUGCAGCAGGACUGAGGCUCAUGAGGCCUUUGUUUCAUGUGAACCUCAGCGCCGCAUCAGUCUGUAAUAAUAAUAAUCCUGUUUGAAUUAUAAACAGAUUAAAGUUUGUGGAUUAUUUAUCGUUUAAAGAACAAGAGGGGUUUCUCAGAUUAGAAACAAACACCUGUAAUAAUUUAUGAAACAAUAUUUAGAUUCUUAAAUUUAUUAAAAUGCAGGAUGAACCAUAUUUGUGGUUCAAAUAUCAGUCAAUAUUUAUAAAACCCUCUCAGACGGAUAUUUCUCUCCAUUUACCAUUUUUCAGGUGAGUCUCUGUCUACACCAAUAAUGUCAAAUAACAACAGUUUUCAGACUUUAAUUAUAUAUAUUUUAAUCUUUUUAAUAAACAUCUUGAAGGCCAAAAAAGGACAAACACACAUAAUAAUGAUAAUACUAACAAACAGACAUGCAUGCAGAGAAACACAGAUAGAGAGGAAAAAGCAGCAACAAAGAAGCAGCUGAUGAUUUUUUCUGUCUCAGAUUCUGGGAUGUUUGAAAACAGGAGCUGAUUUUGAUUAUUAAACUCAGAUUCUGAUUAUUAUGUUAAAGAAACAGACUUAAGCUGAAAAAACACGGUUAUUGAGGAACACAUAAAAAACUGAGCUCGUCUCGACCAGCACUGAGAAAAAUGGAUUUUUUAUUUGAUUUUUCUGCUCCAGAAAAAAAUAGUUUGUCAGGAAAAUUCAACAAAAAAAGACACUUUGCUUUGAAAAUUCUAGAAAAAAUAGAGACAAAUAAAAAGAUAUGAAUCAUAACAAUGACAAUAUAUUGUGAUUUUGAUCAUUGUGCUGCUGACUGCAGUUUGAACCUUUACUGUCGUAAAACGUCUCACUUUGUACAGAUUAAUGAAGUGUGAAAAUCAAUAAAAUCAUUGAAAUAAAUCAGCUGUUUGUUCAGCUGGAGACGUCUCCUUCCUAACGAAGAGCUUCUCUGAGGUCUGAGAGGUGAUCCAGAGUCUCAUGGAUGUGAUGAAGACCGGAGGAUACAGAACAAACAUCCAUCCCUGUGCAGUCUGCAUGAUUGACAGCUGUGCUUCUAUCGUCUGUUAGAGUUUCAAGGUUUUAAAAAUCAGAGUGAAUUGUGGGUGAAGAUGUUUGUCUGCAUGAAGACCACCGACAAGAGCGGACAUGUUUGGUCCUUCUCUUUAGUUUUGGUGCUGGAGUCUCUUCCUGUCCUCACAUCCUUGGCUUGAAUUGGAGGAAAUUGGUUUAUCUUCAAGUUUCCUGAAAAGACUUUUGUGUUUCUCAGAUUUAUCAGUAAAAAAAGGUCAAAGUGUGUCCUCAGAUCACGGAGCAGUGAAACCGUCCCUCAGAUCAGCCUCACACUCACUCUCUCCUCUUCACCUCCGUCUGUUUCAGGUUCCUGGGGAGGAGGAGAGUCAUGACGCCCAGCUGACCGAAGUGGUACCAGCAGAAAAUCAAAAGCUAAACGUUUAGACACACACAAACACACAUAUACACACACACUUUCACACACACACACACAUACACACACACACUCUGAAGCGUCAACAUCCUAGCACUUGAGUAUUACACCCUUUAGGUCUUAAAUUGAAGCUCAAACGUUUGUUUAACAUGAAAAAAAACCUUUUUAUCUUUUAAGUCUUUUUUUAUUUUGCAUGUUACUUUAUUUUAAACCAGCAGAGGGCGACGUAGAGCUGCGUGACUCUGAGCUGCAGGCCACAGAAAAAAGCAAAAAAGAGCCUAAUCGAGGAAAAAGAUGUCCAAUCGUCCACUAAACCAGGUCAAACCAAAGACAAACAGACUCGUUCAGAGCCGGAGAGUCAAAACGAGUCAUGGGAAAACACGAUUUUAAAGAUUGAGUUACAUUUUGACAUCAAACCACGUCUAUUUUAGAGUUUCUGUCAUGUUAAAUAAAGGGAUUUUCAUGCAGAGUCAAAGUGCACGCAUGUAGUUUCUCCUCAUACUUUAAAGGUUUGGGAUUUUCUCUGAUUUUAUUUUUCAUAUUCAACUGUGUAUGUAUGAUUAGUUAGAAUAGAAACGAGCAUUUAUUGAUUGUAUGUCUGGUGGAUUUUUUGUUUUUUCUUUUUAAAGAAAAUUGGCCUGAAUCAGAUUUUUUUAAAGUUUCUGAAACACGAUGAUACAGGGUUAGUUUUUUUGAAAGAAUAAAAUGUUCAGUUUUGUUGUUUAUUCAUGAAGUGUAACUGUGUGUUUUUGUCUGAGGAGGAUGGAAAACUGAGGGAGGCAGAAACCUCAUCACUUCACAUUCAUUCACAUCAGUCUCUGUUUACA
Xyrichtys novacula (pearly razorfish) is the source of this 13516-nucleotide messenger RNA. The record is from the annotation of a GenBank genome assembly. Lineage: Eukaryota; Metazoa; Chordata; Actinopteri; Labriformes; Labridae.